Microthlaspi erraticum is the source of this 492-nucleotide messenger RNA. NCBI's taxonomy places the organism in Eukaryota, Viridiplantae, Streptophyta, Magnoliopsida, Brassicales, Brassicaceae. The record is from the annotation of a GenBank genome assembly.
AUGGCGGGCUGCAACAAAACUCAGCUCUACCUCACGACCAUCGCCGUUACCGUGAUCAUCUUGACGGCGAGCCAAGCCGCGGAAGCGCGUUUCAAGAACCUUUGCAGCCAAACCGCAUAUCCAGCGUUGUGUCAUCCGCUGGUGAAAGGCCCCAACCCGAGACGAGCCACGCACAGCACCAUUCGAGCCCUAGAGGCUAAGACGAAACUGACGCUCGCAGACGCUUCGAGGCACAGAUUCGCAAACCCACAAGCCGCGGUUUGCUGCGCGACUCUUGCAGACGCGGCUUUCAAUCUUGAGAACGCGAGGAAAAGCAUCAGGCAACGCAACAAGCUGGCGCUGAAAAUGUUUUUGACCGCGGCGGUUUCGGAUUACGGCGUUUGCGUCGACGGGUUUAUAGAAACGCGUCAGGUUAACGCCGUUCAGAACGCUGUGGACGAGCUGAGGAAGAUGGGUACUAACUGCUUAAUGCUUGCUCAAUUGCUUAGAUGA